This is a messenger RNA of Uranotaenia lowii, 3367 nucleotides long. RefSeq names its product nuclear factor NF-kappa-B p110 subunit (gene Rel). Gene Ontology annotation, cellular component: cytoplasm. Gene Ontology annotation, molecular function: DNA-binding transcription factor activity; DNA binding; protein binding. NCBI's taxonomy places the organism in Eukaryota, Metazoa, Arthropoda, Insecta, Diptera, Culicidae. Gene Ontology annotation, biological process: response to cytokine; regulation of DNA-templated transcription; inflammatory response. The record is from RefSeq and is a predicted model, not a curated record.
UUGAUUUAUGGGCACGAGGCGAAGUAUGCAGUUUCAAAGUUUCAGAGGAGAUUCCCUGACGCAGCUCCUGUGUCGUCAUUUUGUGGAGCAACAACAACAGCUAUCGUCAUCGCCGUCGUAUUCGGUUCUUUCGAUGGAGUCCUCAGCAUCCAAUAGUGCAAGUGAGGGUUCGAACGCCAAGUACCAGUCCAGCAAUUCGCCAUCCAGCCAAAGUAACAUGUCCCCGCAGUCCACCAACAGUGACAACAGUUCGUACAACAUGCAAAAUUUGAACAUCUCUACCAGUUACCAUUACUACAGCCCACAGUCCGUUGGAGGAGAAGAUGGACAGCUUCAGACCUUCACCUACACAGCUCACGGCAACGCCUCCGAACCACAACGGAUCGAACUCUCGGUGCCACAUCUUGUGAUCCUGGAGCAGCCGGUGGACAAGUUCCGGUUCCGGUACCAAUCGGAAAUGCACGGAACCCACGGUUCCCUGAUGGGAGUGCGGACCGAAAAAAGCAAGAAAACGUUCCCGACUGUAGAACUUCGUGGCUAUCAGGGCGAAGCCAAAAUCCGAUGCUCUCUCUUCCAGGUGGAUCCAUCAAAACGGGCCGCCCAUUCCCAUCACCUGGUCAUCAAAAGUGGCGAGAUCGAUCUUGUGGAUCCGCACGAUAUCGAAGUCAAUGCAGAAUCCGGGUACGUGGCCAUGUUCCAGGGCAUGGGCAUUAUUCACACCGCCAAAAAGAACAUAGCCGAGGAGCUGUGCAAGAAAAUCAAGAAACAUCGCUCGGUGGAGCUGAAUCGAGAUCUGACCCUGAGGGAGGAGCACCAGAUGCACAAGGAGGCGGGCGAGAUGGCCAAAUCGAUGAACCUGAACCAGGUGUGUCUGUGCUUCCAGGCGUUCCAGGUUGAUCCGGUGUCCGGCCACUGGACCCAGCUGUGCGAGCCGGUUUACUCGAAUGCCAUUAACAAUAUGAAAAGUGCUCUCACAGGUGAAUUGAAAAUCUGUAGACUAAGUGCCACGGCCGGUAGCGUAGAUGGUGGAGAGGAAGUCUUCAUGUUUGUUGAAAAAGUUUGUAAAAAUAACAUUAAAAUCCGAUUCUAUGAAUUGGACGAAUACGAUCAGGAGAUCUGGCAGGACUGGGGUAUGUUCUCGGAGGCGGAUGUGCACCAUCAGUACGCGAUUGCGUUCAAAACCCCGGCGUAUCACAACAAGGACAUCACCGAACCGGUCGAGGUGUACAUGCAACUGUUCCGACCCCGAGAUAAAUGCCAAAGCGAACCGGUACCGUACAAGUACAAACCCCGUCCAGGGAUGGCCAUUUUGCCCAGUUCGUCCCGGAAGCGGGCACGGGUUCAUUCCGGGAAUAUUUCUGCGGAAAUUCCAACGGUGGUUCCCAAUGACAGUUUGGCUGGAACCAGUCGGCUGCCGCCGAUGCAUCAACCUUUUCCGAUGGUUGGAGACACUGGAGGUCAAAUGGGGUCCGAUACAAAUACCAUAAGUAAGGAGUUCAACAAAGCAGGUCUCAUUCAGGAGAUCAUCGAUAGUCAGAUCCCGACAACGAUUGCUGGAGAUAUUUCUUUUAGUUCCAGCGAUUUUAAAGAGUUUGUCAACUGCAAUUCCGAAGAUCUCCACAAGCUCAUAACGGAAAUCAGCGAGGCUCAAGAGUUGGGCAAGCUGGAAACGGAUGCCGUUACAACGACGGUAAAUCACGUGGAUGGCGAAGCGGCCCGUUUCGAGCGAGCCCUGGAACGAUACCUGGACGAGCAUCGGCAGGCAGUGGAUGUGGACAUUUUGAAAAAGAUCCUGGCAAUCGUUCGGCUCUUCCGGAGGGAUUACGAAAAGUGCCGGGAGCUCAAGUGCCGGGAGCUCAUUUCGGCCCUUUGGAUGUCAUCGAAUAAGCAGAAAGCAAACUGUCUUCACAUGGCGAUCGAACGGCGUAACGCUUCCAUCAGUCGGCAUCUGAUUGAGCUGCUGCAAGCCUACCAGCUCCUUUUCCUGAUCGAUCUGUCCAACGAACGCUCCGAAACGGCACUGCAUCGGGCCAUCUCCGGAAAUGUUCCGGAGCUGGUUCAACUACUACUUGAGGCCGGCUCCAAGACCAAUAUUUGCGAUCAACGUGGUAACUCGGCACUGCAUCGAGCAGUCGUUGAGAACGCCGGCGAGAGUUUAGCGGUACUGAUCAAUCAUUGUAAACGCAUCGGAGCACGACUGGACAUAACGAACGACGAUGGCUGCACGGUGCUACAUAUGGCGGUGAUGCACAAAAAUCUCAAGUUGGUUCGAAUGCUGCUGGAAAAGGGGGCUUCACCGAGCCAGCGAGAUCUCAAACACGGCAACAACAUUCUACACAUCGCCGUCGAGAGUGGAUCAUUAGACAUGGUCAACUACAUUCUGGAGAGUGUGGACCCCUCGUUAGGUGUCGAGCCAAACAACGCCGGAUACACUCCGUUACAGCUGGCCAAUGCCAAACAUCACACCAAUCCGAACUACAAGCUGAUCGUACGGGAAAUGUUACGAUUUAAUCCGGCCGGUGUCCUUGAGAAAGAUUCCUCGAUCGACGAGGACGAAGACGAUUCGGAUCAGGCAAACGAAUCGGGCAUCAAAUCGGAUCGCAGCUCCCCAGCCGAGGGAAUCCUACAGUCUAUGAAUCUUACCUGCAAUCAGGUGGAGGUGAUACGGAUACUAGAGGAUCACCAUUCCCCUGACUCGGCAGAUCAUUCUAGCACCGAACUAACGCCCCUGAAGAAUGUCCCAUUCAAUGGGACCGAUCACCACCUGGUCGAGUGUCACGUCAGCUACCUUUUCGACGAGGAGUGUCUUACCGCUUUGUGUGAACUUCUGAACCGGAGUGGCAUGUGGCGAGAGCUGGGAUCUUUGCUAGAUUUCAAUGCAUUUUUUACCAUAUGGGAGCAAUCGGCCAACCCCACUGAAAUGCUGUUGAACUACUUUGAGAUGCAAGAGAUGAAGCUCGACCACCUGAUCAGCAUACUGCAGGUCCUGGAGCAGAAAGACGCCAUCAGAUGUAUCGAUGAGAUGGUCUGUCGACAGAUGAAGUAACAUGUAGAAAUCCUCCGCCUUGGUGUUUUCCUUUCCAAGGAACGCUGACAACCAUUACCCUGUUAUAUCGAAGCUCAAUCGUGAUUCUUAUUUUCGGUUAGGAGGUUUAAAAAACUGACCCAGUGUAUGAUACAAACGAAUAAGACGAACUUUUAUGAGACAGUAACAAUCAGUGCUAGUGAUACAUAGUGUUAAGAUUAUUUUCUGACAAUUUUUAUAUUCUGCUGUACCAAGUGCAUUCCACUUGUAAUGUUUUCUUUUUCGAAAAGAUGGUUUUUAUCAAACAAAAAUUCUCACAUAGAUAUUUUUUAAGUUUUAAAA